Messenger RNA from Zingiber officinale, 1645 nucleotides. Its product is annotated as bZIP transcription factor TRAB1-like. Lineage: Eukaryota; Viridiplantae; Streptophyta; Magnoliopsida; Zingiberales; Zingiberaceae. Gene Ontology annotation, molecular function: DNA-binding transcription factor activity. The record is from RefSeq and is a predicted model, not a curated record. The transcript is spliced from 5 exons. Bases 191 to 1417 code for a protein of 408 amino acids. Gene Ontology annotation, cellular component: nucleus. Gene Ontology annotation, biological process: positive regulation of DNA-templated transcription.
GCACGUCCUAAGACGCAGGAAACGACGGCUCCUCUUCCGCCAUGGACAAACUCUGAUCGAUCCAAACGAGAUUUUUGCCUUCGGGAUUCAAUGUGAAAGGUUGAACUUUUUACUCCGAGCAGUGAUUUGGGGGAAACGAGAUCGAUUUGGUUUCGAAAUUGAGGCGGAUUUGAUCUCGCUCUCGCGAAGAAUGAACUUUAACAAGCAUGCUAUUAUGGGGGGAGCAGUAGCAGGGGGAGAUGGGUCGGGAGCAGAGGCGAACGGCGGCAGCCGGAGCAUUGGACUGGCGCGGCAGUCGUCCGUCUACUCGCUGACGUUUGACGAGUUCCAGAGUUCUCUGGGGGGAGUUGGGAAGGACUUCGGAUCCAUGAACAUGGACGAGCUCAUCAAGAACAUCUGGACCGCGGAGGAGAGCCAGACCUUGGCGAGCGCCGUUGGAUCUCGCAUCGAAGACGCUGGCCUCCAGAAGCAGGGAUCCUUCACCUUUCCCCGAACUCUAAGCCAAAAGAGUGUGGAGGAGGUCUGGAGGGACCUUGUCUAUCCGGUCCAGGGCCCCCCGGCUACUGCCGGUGCCUCGUACCAGCACCAGCACCAGCAACAGACACUGGGCGAGAUUACCCUAGAGGAGUUCUUAGUCAGAGCUGGUGUAGUCAGAGAGGAACCAGUCACAUCCAGAUCGAUUGCUGAUGCUGGCGAUAGCAGUGGUCAUAACAGAUCUAUCAGGAAUGCGCUCUUCGGUGAUCUACAAGUUGCAAACAAUGCAUCCGGUGUUUCGCUAGGGUUUCUCCCACAAGAUCGAAGCAGUAGAGAUGCGGUUGUUAGCAACCCGACUUCUAAUAGUGCUGCAGCUGCUUUGGCGAUGAUGGUCGCCAAUGACGGAAUUCCAUUGGCAGCGCCACGGCCACGGGGUGAUGUUAAUUUAGCUAGUCCCCGGGGAAUUCGAGGGGCAGGCCUCAUGGGGUUUGGAGAAGUUGGGUUAAACAAUGGAUUGAUGCCUGGAGCUGUUGGUUUGGGUGCAGGAGCAGGUAUCGUUACCACUGCAUCUCCAGUGAACCAUCUACCUUCAGAUUCACUUCCCAAGAGUGGUGGAGAUCAAUCUUCUAUCUUAUCAGUUCCAUACGUUUUCAGUGGAGGUCUGAGAGGAAGGAAGUCCGGUGCUGGGGAGAAGGUGUAUGAGAGGAGGCAGAGGAGGAUGAUCAAGAACAGGGAGUCAGCUGCUAGAUCACGUGCCAGGAAGCAGGCAUAUACCAUGGAGUUGGAACUAGAAGUGGCAAACCUAAAAGAAGUAAACCAAGAAUUGCAGAAGAAACAGGCAGAAAAAAUGGAGAUGCAGCAAAAACAGAUCCUGCAAAUGAUUAAUGAGCAGCGAGGACCGAAGAAGCCAUGCCUGCGAAGAACACAAACAGGCCCUUGGUAAAGUUUUGAAUGGACACUGAUAACAUGAUAUAUCAAAGUUAGCUUCUACAAAGGCCCUGCCUCUAUUGUAAAUCAAAGAAUUAUAUUGCUAUUUUCUAGAGGUUCCAAAUUCUCUUGUUCUGAGCAUCUUACUUUUGAGUGUUUUAAUUGACUUAGCUUUAGGAAACUGUAUCAAACCUCUAUUGUAUAGAUUUCAUUCUUGCAGAUUGCAGACUUUUUUACCACUAAA